UCCUCCGGCAGCUGCGGGCGUUGGCAGCGGCGCAGGCGGUGGCUGCCGUCCGCGCCCAGCCCGCGGGAGCCGAGGGGCGACCGUCCCGCUGCCCGCACCGCUCGGUCUCGCCAUGUUCCAGCUCCUGCGAGGCCUCGUCCUCCCGGCGGCUGCCUGCGACGGGAGCAGGGAUGGCGACUCCCGGUACGCCAACCUCUUCAGGAAGCUGGACCUCAACGAAGACGGCAGGGUGGAUAUUGCCGAGCUCCAGACGGGUCUCCGCGCCAUGGGCAUCCCCCUGGGAAAAGAGGCGGAGGAGAAAAUUUUUAAAGCUGGAGAUACUAACCAGGAUGGCCAGCUAGACUUUGAAGAAUUUAUGCAGUAUCUUAAAGAUCAUGAGAAGAAGAUGAAACUGGCAUUUAAGAGCCUGGACAAAAACAACGAUGGAAAAAUUGAAGCAUCAGAAGUUGUCCAGUCACUCAAGAUAUUGGGUAUAAGCAUUUCAGAAAAACAGGCAGAAAAAAUCCUGCAAAGUAUUGAUGCUGAUGGGACAAUGACAGUAGACUGGAAUGAGUGGAGAGAUCAUUUUAUGUUUAACCCAGCUACAGACAUUGAGGAAAUAAUUCGAUAUUGGAAACAUUCCACUGUGUUGGAUAUAGGUGACAGUUUGACUGUCCCAGAUGAGUUCACAGAAGAAGAGAAGAAGACAGGACAGUGGUGGAAACAGCUGUUGGCAGGAGGAGUGGCUGGUGCUGUCUCUCGAACAGGUACAGCACCAUUAGAUCGCCUUAAAGUGAUGAUGCAGGUUCAUGGUUCAAAGUCAAACAAAAUGAAUAUAGCCAGUGGUUUUAAGCAAAUGUUGAAAGAAGGUGGUGUCCGAUCUCUCUGGAGGGGAAAUGGUGUAAAUGUUGUGAAAAUAGCUCCUGAAACAGCUAUCAAGUUCUGGGCCUACGAACAGUAUAAGAAGAUACUCACUAAGGAUGAUGGAAAGUUAGGCACUGUUGAAAGAUUUGUGUCUGGUUCUUUGGCUGGAGCAACAGCCCAAACUUCUAUUUAUCCCAUGGAGGUUUUAAAGACCAGAUUGGCCGUGGGUAAAACAGGGCAAUAUUCUGGGAUGUUUGACUGUGCUAAGAAGAUUUUAAAAAGAGAAGGUGUAAAAGCCUUCUACAAAGGCUAUAUUCCUAAUAUUCUGGGUAUAAUUCCUUAUGCUGGCAUUGACCUUGCUGUUUAUGAGCUCUUGAAGAGCACAUGGCUAGAACACUAUGCAUCGAGCUCUGCUAACCCAGGUGUUUUCGUGUUGCUGGGAUGUGGUACUGUUUCCAGCACGUGUGGGCAGUUAGCCAGUUAUCCUCUUGCUCUUGUCAGAACACGUAUGCAGGCUCAAGCCUCAUUGGAAGGAACUCCACAGCUAAACAUGGUUGGUCUCUUUCAAAGAAUUGUUGCUACAGAGGGAGUCAGAGGACUUUAUAGGGGCAUAGCCCCUAAUUUUAUGAAAGUGCUUCCAGCUGUCAGCAUCAGCUAUGUUGUAUAUGAGAAAAUGAAGCAGAAUUUGGGAAUAGCAUGAAAUGAAGGAAAAAGGAGAUCAUGCCUGUUUUACUCAUUGGCUUUUGGGUUUUUUUUAAAUUUGUCCUCUGUAAUUGUAUAUUUGGCUUGGAUCAAAGAAAAGGUAGGAGAAAUUCAUACUGCCUUGAUGCUGAGUAUGUGAAAGUGACUUUUUGUUUUGUCAUGCUGCCUAUACUUGAGUGAUUCACAGGCAAUAUUUUGCACGCCUGCAAGUGAGCACUUACUGUUGUGAUUUUUAAAGACUUAAGUUCAUUGGAAAUAGAAUCUCAGAUACAGAUAAGGAUGGAAUAACCUGUUAAAAUGUAGCCCAUCACCUUUACCUUCAGGCUAUCUUUUUUUGUGUUUUCAUGUAAAGACUAAGAGCCUGAGCAACUGCUGUUCCGUGCUGUCAGAAUACCUCAGGUGAAUUUACACAGUGUUUUUGUAAUACAAUCAAUGAUUUCCAUAACCUGCUUCACUGGGCCUGCUUUUCAUUGCACUUGUAAAUAUUAGCACCAUUAACUAUGAGAAGCUUUGGGUUGCAGCCACAUGUUUUGUAGGAUCAUAAUCUACAGGAAGAGAAAAGGCUUAGUUUACUAGAUCCAUUCCAUACAAGUGCCCAUUGCUGUUUAAAAACAGGAUGCAGGAUCCAGUAUUAAGCUGAGAGUGAUUGUAAUACAGCCAAUAGUGGAGCUUAUCACAGCUGCCUUGGGGAGAGAAAUGCCAAUCAUUUUGGACUCUUUAUCCUCUCUUACUCACUCAGAGUGCUGCAGUCCACUAUGUGCUUUUUAGCCAACAAAGGGUUGCAUUAUUAUGUAAGGAUUGUACAGGUUUGUCAUGUGAGCUAAAUCCUUUUUCCCCCAGUCUUCCGUGAACGCUGGCUGUGUGUGUGACAUUGAUGGUAAAAUGCUGAAGCUUUUUGUCCAAGUAACCAAAUGGGCCUGCUGAUCUCAGGUGCCCAUCAGGUUGAUGUUAGUGAAGCAAGCAAAGCAUGCACACGGAACUUAGUAGUGCAUGAGAAACGGCUUCAUCUCCAAAAACGAAGCAGCACUUCCUCAAUGCAGAAAGUUAGGUAUUUCCAUGUAGAAGUACUUCCAAAGUGACUUCCUUUUUUUGGGGGAGUAAGAGGGUGGUGGUGGGAUGAUGCCACAUUUCAGUUGCCUUCAGAUCUGAAGACUGAAAUACAGUAACAAUCAUUGCUGACUCAUUUGUUACACUUUUACUGCUGUGAUGUGUGGUGUCUUAAUCUUUUAUCUUCAAGAUUGUAUGUAUCUUGACUUUCUCAAAGCAACUGCUCAUAGACCACUUCCUGAAAUUGGAUUAUUGAAGAAGGAGCUUUAUUCCUGUGAGGUCAUUAAGGGUGUUGUUUUUAAAUGUUCAGAGGUUUUUUUACGAACAAAUAAGAAAGCGAAGAUGAAUAACUGCCUGAACCUCUCUUGUUUCACAUCAUGUUUAGGCCAUGUUUUUCAAACAACAAUCAAUUGUAAAUUUGUGCUCAGUGCUUCCAUCUAUAACAACUCCAUAAAUUUUGUAUUAUAAACUGUUGUUUUGUCAGAUUUCAGCAGGUGGCAGCUGUAGCUGUGCCUUUUGGCCUUCCCUUUAGGAAAACCUUGGGCUUUGCACUUGUUAAGAAAUUUUUUAAUAACCCCAUUCUCUUCACAUGAUCCAGAUGUACAAUGCCUUCCUGAUCCAAAUGUUUCUUGGUUUUGCCAACAGUUUUGUAUCAUUGUGGGAUUUGUGAGAUAAGUUCCCCAUCAUUUCAUUGGACUGUGACCAAUGAGCAAAUGUCUCGUGUGUGUGUGUAUGUGAUGAGAAGAUGACUUAAGCAGUGUCAGUCUUCCGGACUUACUCCAUCUGGUUUAUAGUGUGCAAGUGCCGUUAUGAGUGACAAUUAUGGUAAUGAUGUUUCCCAAACAUGAUGUUGAAAAGAUGAAGGUCUAUCAAAGUUAAUUUUUCAUAUGUGCCUUUAUGAUAACUGUGUUCAAUUAUGUAUUCUUUGUCUCUUAAAUGUAUGUUUACCUUUUUAUCUCUAUAGAGUUAUCAAUUUCUAAUAAAUGUUUGUUUCCUUA
Messenger RNA from Colius striatus (speckled mousebird), 3590 nucleotides. RefSeq names its product solute carrier family 25 member 24 (gene SLC25A24). Gene Ontology annotation, cellular component: mitochondrial inner membrane. The record is from RefSeq and is a predicted model, not a curated record. The coding region runs from base 113 to 1543 and encodes 476 amino acids. Gene Ontology annotation, molecular function: calcium ion binding; ATP transmembrane transporter activity. NCBI's taxonomy places the organism in Eukaryota, Metazoa, Chordata, Aves, Coliiformes, Coliidae. The transcript is spliced from 11 exons. Gene Ontology annotation, biological process: transmembrane transport.